Molecule: messenger RNA, 1818 nt
Organism: Procambarus clarkii (red swamp crayfish)
Lineage: Eukaryota; Metazoa; Arthropoda; Malacostraca; Decapoda; Cambaridae
Source: RefSeq, a predicted model, not a curated record
AUGUAUCAUGGACCCAUGUAUCAUGGACCCAUGUAUCAUGGACCCGUGAAUCAUGGACCCGUGUAUCAUGGACCCAUGUAUCAUGGACUCAUGUAUCAUGGACCCGUGUAUCAUGGAUCCAUGUAUCACGGACCCAUGUAUCAUAGACCCAUGCAUCAUGGACCCGUGUAUCAUGGACCCAUGUAUCAUAGACCCAUGUAUCAUGGACCCGUGAAUCAUGGACCCGUGUAUCAUGGACCCAUGUAUCAUGGACUCAUGUAUCAUGGACCCGUGUAUCAUGGAUCCAUGUAUCACGGACCCAUGUAUCAUAGACCCAUGUAUCAUGGACCCGUGUAUCAUGGACCCAUGUAUCAUAGACCCAUGUAUCAUGGACCCGUGAAUCAUGGACCCGUGUAUCAUGGACCCAUGUAUCAUGGACUCAUGUAUCAUGGACCCGUGUAUCAUGGACCCAUGUAUCAUGGACCCGUAUAUCAUAGACCUGUGUAUCAUGGACCUAUGUAUCAUAGACCCGUGUAUCAUGGACCCAUAUGUAUCAUAGACCCGUGUAUCAUGGACCCGUGUAUCAUGGACCCAUGUAUCAUGGACCCCUGUAUCAUGAACCCAUAUAUAUCAUGGACCCCUGUAUCAUGGACUCAUGUAUCAUUGACCGUGUAUCAUGGACCCAUGUAUCAUGGACUCGUGUAUCAUGGACCCGUGUAUCAUGGACUCAUGUAUCAUGGACCCGUAUAUCAUAGACCUGUGUAUCAUGGACCCGUGUAUCGUGGAACUAUCUAUCAUGGACCCGUGUAUCAUGGACCCGUGUAUCAUGGACCCGUGUAUCAUGGACCCGUGUAUCGUGGACCCAUGUUUCGUGGACCCAUGUAUCAUGGACCCGUGUAUCUGUAUCAUGAACCCAUGUAUCAUGGACCAAUGUAUCAUGGACCCGUGUAUCAUGGAUCCAUGUAUCAUGGACCGUGUAUCAUAGACCCAUGUAUCAUGGACCCAUGUAUCAUGGACCCGUGUAUCAUGGGCCCAUGUAUCAUGGACCCGUGUAUCAUGGACCCAUGUAUCAUGGACCCAUGUAUCAUUGACCCGUAUAUCAUGGACAAAUGUAUCAUGAACCCAUGUAUCACGGACUCGUGUAUCAUGGACUCAUGUAUCAUGGACCCGUGUAUCAUGGACCCAUGUAUCAUAGACCCGAGUAUCAUGGACCCGUGUAUCAUAGACCAAUGUAUCAUGGACCCGUGUAUCUUAGACCCAUGUAUCAUGGACCCAUGUAUCAUGGAUUCAUGUAUCAUGGGCCCGUGUAUCAUGGACCCAUGUAUCAUGUACCCGUGUGUCAUGGACCCAGGUAUCAUGAACCCGUGUAUCAUAGACCUGUGUAUCAUGGACCCGUGUAUCGUGGAACUAUCUAUCAUGGACCCGUGUAUCAUGGACCCGUGUAUCAUGGACCCGUGUAUCAUAGACCUGUGUAUCGUGGACCCAUGUUUCGUGGACCCAUGUAUCAUGAACCCGUGUAUCAUGGACCAGUGUAUCAUGGAGCCAUGUAUCAUGGACCCAUGUAUCAUGGACCCAUGUAUCAUGGACCCGUGUAUCAUGGACCCGUGUAUCAUGGACCCGUGUAUCAUAGACCUGUGUAUCGUGGACCCAUGUUUCGUGGACCCAUGUAUCAUGAACCCGUGUAUCAUGGACCAGUGUAUCAUGGACCCAAGUAUCAUGGACCGUGUAUCAUGGAGCCAUGUAUCAUGGACCCGUGUAUCAUGGACUCAUGUAUCAUGGACCCAUGUAUCAUGGACCCGUGUAUCAUGGACCCGUGUGUCAUGGACCCGUGUAUCAUAG